Molecule: messenger RNA, 1584 nt
Organism: Thamnophis elegans (Western terrestrial garter snake)
Lineage: Eukaryota; Metazoa; Chordata; Lepidosauria; Squamata; Natricidae
Gene: EFNA2
Product: ephrin A2
Exons: 4
Coding region: 327-929 (200 amino acids)
Biological process (GO): osteoclast differentiation; axon guidance; ephrin receptor signaling pathway
Cellular component (GO): plasma membrane
Molecular function (GO): ephrin receptor binding
Source: RefSeq, a predicted model, not a curated record
AAGCAGAAAAAGAAGAAGUUGGCAUCCCGCAAAGGGGGGCAGGAGGGGGGGCUGAGAGAGAGAGAGAGAGAGAAAGCCAGAGGGAGGUGAUUACAGGGCUGGUGACCCCUGCCACUCACCCCCAGACAUUUUAAGAAACAUGCCAAAAUAAAAAGGAGAAAUGAACUGGGGUCCUUCUUCUUAAAGCAUCAAAAAAAGCGCUGCAAAAAAACAAAAGGAAAGGAGAAGAAAAAAUAGGAGAGAGAGAAAAAAUCUCCACCCCCCCCAAAAAAAGAAAGGAAGAAAGAAAGAAAGGAGGAGGUUAAACCGAGCGCCAAUCAAGUAAAAUGCAACUUUCGGAGGUAGCGGCGCUUGUGGUCGCCCUCAUUGGGGUUUGUGUCUGGACGGAGGACGGGAGCAAAGUUAUCUCGGAUCGCUUCGCGGUGUACUGGAACAAAACCAAUCCUAGAUUCCACCAAGGGGAUUACACCGUGGAGGUCAGCAUCAACGAUUACCUGGACAUAUACUGCCCGCACUAUGAGAUCCCGUUUCCCAUGGAUCAGAUGGAGAGGUACAUUUUGUACAUGGUCAACUACGAGGGACACAGCUCCUGCGACCAUCGGCAGAACGGCUUCAAACGCUGGGAAUGUAACCGGCCGGAUUCCCCCAACGGGCCCCUCAAGUUCUCCGAGAAGUUCCAGCUUUUUACCCCUUUCUCCUUAGGAUUCGAAUUCAGACCCGGGCACGAGUAUUACUACAUUUCGGCCACUCCACCUAAUCUGGUUGACAAACCCUGCUUAAAGUUGAAGGUUUACGUUCGGCCAACAAACGAUUCCCUCUACGAAUCGCCGGAGCCCAUUUUCACCAGCAAUAAUUCCUGCUGCAGCUUCACCGUUCCCGAUGCCUUCUUCGUGGUGGUGCCGAUGUUUUGGACUAUCCUCGCUUCCUAGCCCCCCGGCGGAAUUGCAGACGAGAAAAAGUGGGUGGGGGUUUCUUAUUACAGCAGCAGCUGCAAAAAAAAAAACCAAGGGGGGAGGAAACGGAUCGGAGGAAAGAACGGGAGGAAGAAGAGGACGUCUUUGUUACCGGAUCAGAAACGAUAACGCUUGGGAUGGGGGGGGGGAGGCGUGGGGGUGUUGCAAGGAUUUUGAUCUCCGGCCUCUCUGCCAACGCCAGGCGAAGAAGAAGGACCCCUGGGUUUCCUGUCUUAACACCCCAAACUGAGCCAACUGCCCCCCAUCCCCACCAAGUCUGAUGCAGUAUAGAUGAAGGGGGAAAAAAGGCUCAAAAUUUUUUUUUUUAAAAACCUGUGACAUGGGGAGCUGAGCUGGUUUUAUAUCUCAAAAACAAAACAACAAAACAAAAUCUUCCACAGACCUCUUAUCAAGCCAGCUGGUGUAAAAAAAAACACACGCACCCCCAUCCUUUUUGAUUAAUCCCCUGUGGAGUUUUUCUUUUUAAAAUCUCUAGACCAAAUAUAGUUUUUUUUUUUUUUUUUAAAUUUUCUUAUUUUUUUCAGCUUAACCUUUUUUGGAGUUUUUUUUUUGGAAGGUAUGUUUGUGUGCGCGCGUGUCUAUUCUAGACUUUUUCCAUAACUGGAACUCA